Pecten maximus is the source of this 6437-nucleotide messenger RNA. RefSeq names its product 60 kDa SS-A/Ro ribonucleoprotein-like. The record is from RefSeq and is a predicted model, not a curated record. Bases 200 to 1831 code for a protein of 543 amino acids. Gene Ontology annotation, cellular component: ribonucleoprotein complex. The transcript is spliced from 9 exons. Gene Ontology annotation, molecular function: RNA binding. NCBI's taxonomy places the organism in Eukaryota, Metazoa, Mollusca, Bivalvia, Pectinida, Pectinidae.
UGUUGUAAGCGACACAGACAUUCUCGUGACGUAGACCACAUCGGAAGUUCGCCCCAUCGUCGAUGAGCUUGAACUGAGAUGAGCAUGCUGUAAAUUCCUGAAAUAUUUCUCCCAUUCCACUGUCUAACGUACCUGGCAGUCGUGAUAUCAUUAUUGACGGCGGCACUUUUAAUUAUACACAGGAGGAAGACUGGUGACCAUGGCUUCGCCAGAAAUUAGCAACUUUGAUGCUUUCAAGAGAUUCCUUCAUUUAUGUACUGAUGGUGCAGUGUAUAAAGUUAUUGGAAAUUGUUGCACAGUUGAAAAAACUCAGUUUUUAACAGAGUUGCUCAGUGAUCACAAAGGCAAAGAGGUUUUGACAGAGGUAUUAAAAUGUCACACAGAGAGAAAUUCAGUGAAAAAAGAAACAUUGUUGUUCACUGUGGCACUAUGUGCAAAGUCUACAGAUAAAGACUUAAAGCAACUAGCAUAUCAAACGUUCCUAAAGAUAUGUAAGUCGCCAAGGGAAUUAUUUCAGUUUUUAAGUUAUCAAAAAACAUUGACUGAAAAUACAAGAGGAUGGGGUAGGUCGCUAAAACAUGCAGUCAGUCAAUGGUAUAAUCAGCAAGUACCAUUAACUUUGGCAGAGAGUGUCACACGCCAGAUCAGCUACUGUGGUUGGACGCAUCGGGAUGUGUUACGACUUGGUCAUAUAAAAGGGGCAAGUGAUGCUACUUGUCUGAUCUUCAAGUACCUUGUAAAGGGAAUCGAUGAAGCUAAGAAAGAAUUUGACAAGGAUGGAGCAUCGGAGGAGGUUAAAAAGGUCCUUGAUUAUCUUGUUACCGUGGAUACCAUCAAACACUCAACAGAUGACCACCAGGUGGCAUGUCUGGUAGAAAAACACAAAUUUGGUUUAGAGAGCAUACCAACUAAGCUUCUGAACUCUAAAGAGGUUUGGCGGGCCCUGAUCAAUGUCAUUCCUAUGACAACACUACUACAAUAUUUCGGUAAACUAGCAGCUGUUGGGCUGCUAGAAACAUCAUGUGACACCAGUAAAACUUUGGUGGAGAAACUACAAGAUGUAGCUGCUUUGGAAGAGGGGAGGGUGGAGCCUUUAUCAGUUCUACUGGCCUCCAGGAUUUACGAACAAGGCAAAGGAGGCAAGCCUAAGUGGUCACGCAAUGAGGGGGUAGUUCGUGCCCUGGACAUCGCCUUCGAUUCUGCAAUUAAGAAAAACAUGGAGGCUACCAAAAAGCGCUACUUGGUAGCAGUACGUGUAGGCGUGAGCAAGGGGAAGUUAGCAGUGCGCGGGACACAGGUCCUCUCCAACAUCAUUGCUGCUGCUGCCAUGACAUCAAUGACCAUGAAGAGUGAAGACAAAGUUGAUGUAGUCUAUUUUACUCGUAGUGUCACUCCCCUUCCUGUCAGCUCCGAGUCCAAGCUUUCCGAUAUCUGUGAUGAACUAGCCACACAGAUCAUCAUAGCGGACAACCUUCCAGAGCCUGAGGAAGACAAGCCAAAGAAUGAUGAACCAUUGUUUAGAGGGGUUCCUCCUCCACCCUGUGAAAUGGCAGCACCAAUCCAAUGGGCAAGGGAAAACAAGAAGGCUGUGGAUGUAUUCCUGUUCCUGACAGACAAUCGGGACAAAUCCACCGGAAAAACCUCACCCCAGGAUGCUCUACAACAGUACAGGAAAGACAUGGACAUGCCAAAUACAAAAAUGGUGACAUGCGGCUUUACCAGUGCUACAAUGUGGGUGGCAGAUGAGAAUGACAAAAGGAUGCUAGAUAUUGCAGGCUUUGAUUUGACCGUCCCGAAUGUGAUACGUAAAUUUGUGAUGGACACUUGUUGAUGUGUGAAUACUAGACUGCCAAACCUAUUCACCGCAUAGGCUGCCAUUACCAGAUCAGGCUACUCUACCCAGUCUUCAUUAUAAAGUCUUUGUUCACAAGUGGUUUCUUGUAACAUUGAUGUAUGCAAAAUUAUAUGGAAACUUCCAAAAUGGUAAUUCUACUAGUCUUAUAUUGGUCUGAUAUAUAUGAAUUUAAAAUGCAUUUAAUUUAUAAUGAUCUGUUAAUAUUUAUUGUCAUAAAUAUUUUGGUAAAGUUUACAUUUUUGGAAGUCUGUUAAGGUUUCUUGUGAAGUCUGGGUAGUAUAGGGUUAAGAUUUACACCUUGUGAUAAUGUCAGGGAUAUGAUGGGCAUUAACAUGAUAACGAUGACUAGAUAACUGAUGCAUGUGGUAAUGUUAAAAGAGUUUUUGUAUGCGAUCUCAGUAAAACCCAGUUACCUCCAACUUGUGCGAGUCAAACUUUCUAUUUCAAGCUCUAGUCAGAUAACUUUUCUAACUUUUCUAACAAGUCAGGAACCCAUCGUCAGGAACCCAUCAUAUCAUGAAAUGGAUCAAUUACCUUUCCUGUAACUCAUACUCUGAUAAAAAAUGAUUCCUACCUACAAAAUUGUUUUUCCUGUAAAACUCAAAAACCAAAUGCUGUAAUGUUUAUUUUUGUUCCUGAACCCCAAUGACUUUGAGUGAAGUGGUUUUGCUGUACAUAGCAAUGUCAUACUAUAGAUCUGAUAACCAUAUAUUGGUGUAGUUAUUCAUUGGUUACACAAGGUAGAACAUACUAAUCCACUUAAUAGAUAGUAACCAAAUUAGUUAAGAUGUCACUCUCAAUUAUAAAAAAGCAUUGGGUAUAAAAAAAAAAUGGAUGUAGAUUCUUCUCUGUGUUACAGAAAUGAUGGGGUGUAACUGAGGUGUCCUAAUGAAAGAGUCAUCUCCCCUUUAUGGACCUAAUGAAGGAGUUAUCUUCCCUGCAUUAGAAAAAAUGUCGAACAUAAAUGGGGUGUCCUAAUGAAGACAUUAUCUCCCUUACAUUAAAGAAAAGAUGGGACAUAGAUGAGGCGUCUAAAUAAAGGAGUUAUCUCCCAUACAUGAAAGAAAAGACUAGACAUAGAUUGGGUGUUCUAUUAAAGAAGUUAUCUCCCUUCAAUGAGAGAAAAAGAUAGAACAUAGAUUUAUGAAGGUGUUAUCUCCCCUGCAUGAAAGGAAAGAUUUGGCAUAAAAGGGGGUGUCCUAAUGAAAGGAGUUAUCUCCCCUGAAUACAAAGGAAAGAAUGAUUUGAUAUAGUGCUGUCGUUAUACCUACAUAAACCUGAAGAUAUCAUUUAAUGAGAGAAGGAAAAUGUCCAUGAACAGCUUAUUUUUUAUUUAGGACUUUGCUUCCUUUUUUGAGUAUAUUCCUAAAUAUUUGCCCAACAAAAACUCAUAUUAAAAGGCUCUGUGUUAGUUGUAUUUGUUUAGAUAAAACAAGUGAUUUGUGUUGGAGAUGACUUGUUAAACAUCCUGUUGGAUACUACAACACCAUGGUAUGUUAUAUUUAUACACUAUACUGGUAUAUAGGUGAUGGAGAAAAAGAAUCUCUAGAUAUAUAAUAUAUCAUCUUUUCAUAGUUUACCUCAAGCCAAGAAGUGCUAACACAAUAGAGAAAUAUGUAUUACCUGUAUGUAUCCAUAUAAUAACUCCUACAGUAAAUUUUUUUAUCUACAGUUCAUAAAAGUAUAUCACAAAUACCGGUAUGUAAAAAAUAUGAAUGUGGUCACAAUAGAGGUAAUGUAAUUAUGAAAUGUCUGUUACAAGAAACUACCAUAAUUUCGUGCAUAUUACCUGCACAAGUUUAUAGCCUGCAGUACACAAAAUAAUGCCUCUUUAAGCAUUCUAUAAAAGAUAAUUUCAGAUUACCUACCUUUGCAGAUUACCCAUGGGUAAAACAAACUUUAUAACUCAUAUAUAUGCAAAUAUUUGUCCAUGAAAUCAUUGGAGGUUAUAUUUUCGAUUGAAUUUUCUGAUGUUCAAGAGCAGUGGACACUAGAAUGUGUUUUGUUUUGUUAUUUGUUUGGCAUUUGUGUGUAAGCCUGGAAGCAACAAAUAACCCACAUUUUUCUUCAUUUACGUUAAAUAAAAUUCUGUUGUUAACCUGCAAAAGACAUAUCCAGACGUAAAAAAAAAAAGUUGUGAAGCCUGUGGGAUAUAUACAGGAAGUUACAAUACCUGUUAAGUUUAUUACUGCCAUGAUCAAUGUGUAUCUUCAAGGAGCAUCAUUUGUGAAAUAUCUUGGAAAAGAAUCUGGAUGUGACAGUGAUUGAACUUUGAUAAUGCAGUGACUUAUAUGACGCUGUAAUAUUUUGAUAAUUUACAUAUAGGAUAUGACCUACAGCAUUUCAUCAAUAUUUUGUACUCCAAUUAUUUUGUAACGGUAAAUAGCACAUUACAUAGCAAACUAAUAAUACAUUGUACUUGAAAAACACUGCAGUUAACAAUAGAUUACUUAAUUAUACACAAAAUAUUUGUUGAAAAACUACUUCAAGGGUGUACACCUAAAAAUGGUGGCUUACUCUGGAUAUUAUUGUUGUGUACAGAUCUGAUGGGAAUGGACGUCCAUUGAUGGACAUGUUUGAUUUAUCGUUUGUUUUCCUUGCUCUUCCUUAAGUCGGUGUAAUAUUGCUUUCAGAUAUUUCUAGUUACCUCUUUGAAAAGCCAUUUAAUAACAUUAAGAGAAAUUGCCUGAGAAUUGGUGUGAUGGUACAAUGUCUGUGUUCUGUAGGUUAUAUGGCUAUCAACCAAAUGACCUUGAUUUACAAGCAAUAUGAACAUUACACAUUGUUUUUUUUUAGCCUGCAACCUUUUAGAGAGAAGGCUGUAAUGUAUAAAUUUUGCUAACAUUCAUGGCAAUAGCUGUCAAAAAAAUGUGAAGAAAAAUGAAAACCAAACCAUGUUUUGUAAUUUUGGCUCCAUAACCGUUCAGAAAGAGAGCAAUAAUAGAUAAAUAUGACUAGGUAACAUUCAUGGUCAUAGUCCAAAAAUGGGGGGGGGGGGGGGGGGGGGGGGGGGGGAAUGCAUUUGAAAUUUCAUGACAUUAGACCGAGACUUGCUUGGGUACAAGCUUUUCAAGUGCACUUUAAUGAUUGAACCCUAUUUCUACUUUCAGUCUUGAGAACAAAAGUCAAUUUUGUAAAUCUUCUCAUGUCUGAAGUUUUUAUAACUUGCUGAGGUUAAAAGACUAUCAAGAUUGCCGAAAUAAAAUAACCAGGGAUCAACCAUCUUGAAUAUUGCUAAAACUCCAAAUAUCUUCUGAAGGAGUUCACCAUACUAAAAUCCAUGGAAUAAAAGGCAUAUAAGAAUGCCCCUUGGGCCUCUGGCUUUGAUUUUGCAAAGAUUAUUUUUAAAAUAUAUUCUUCAGGGGAUGAUAUAUAGAACUAGCUUUCAAAAAGCUAAAAUGUGCAAAAAUCAUCGUUAAUGUUGUGCUAUGGAUGGCUUUGCAGUUGAUGGGGUAUGACCAGAAUAAAGCUCAACAUAUCAAAUCAGAGAACACAGUUGUAUUAGUUAAUGGAGUUUGCUGCUGCGGUGUAGAAGUAUUUCAGAAACAGUUAUUGUCUUGCAGUUGUCCUUUUUGUAUCCAUUUUUGUCCUGAUUUUUGUCCAUGAUUUCUUUAAAAAAAGUAAUUGAUUGUCAAAUUAAGUAUUGUCUGUUUAAUCCUAGAAAUUGAUGGUCUUUGUUUUAUACACAUAAUUUGUCAAAGACUGCCUAGCUGAAGUUGUGAUUUCAAGAACAUCAUAAAUGAUUUCUUUCUGUUGAGAAUCGGAAUACAAAAGGUAUUGGGUAUAAAAUCAUACUUUUGGUUUAUAACUUGAUAAGAACAUGUUUGAAUAUAUUGAAAUAACACAAUGCAAAGCUAGCCCGACUUUGAACAACUUGUAGUCUGGUUGUUACCCUGUAUGUUGUUUACCUGUGUUUGAUUCACCUGUUUGUGAGCCAGCAAGUGCCUGUCUGUCUGUCCAAACAUGUCGCAUUAUAGUUCACACUGAAAUGAUACAACAGGUCAUUCAGAAUUGGUAAUAAAGUUUCUUCAAAAGUUAUUAGUUAUUUUCAACUUUUCUGAGAUAUUUUUAUUCAGAGAUUUUGAUUUAGAAUAUUCACUAAAGUGCUCAAACAAUUCAACAUCUUACAAAAAAGAAUUCAUGGUUAUUGUAGUGAUACUGGCUAUGGAACUUCAGAGUGAACAGUUAAAAGAAAUAUGAAGAAAUCGGUAAGUGUUGGUAAACUGGUCUUCAUGCUGUCGAAAAGCAAAAACAACCCUGAGGAAAGUGUCGGGAGUGGGAAUGAGUAGUGAUUGUCAUGUCAACAGAUAUUUUUUUGUGGUAUAUGUUGCUAUGACAACCAUGAUGUCCCCUUUACUGGUGUUCUGUAGAAUUUCUACACCUCCCAUGCUUUUACGAUGCUAAUCCUAACUAAUGUAGUGAUUGGGCAGACAGAUUUCCGUGGAGUUCCAUUAAUCCCGUGGAUGUUGCCCUGGUAAACCUUUCUGUAUAAGGAGCCAUUCCUGAAAUGUUUUCCUUGGUCUGUUACACAGGCCAAUAAUACAACAUGUCAUGGUCAAUAAAACGCUUUGGCUAAGUCAAA